AGCAAAUCUACCGACGACCUCGCUCCCCUUUCAUCUCCCUCAAUGCAGCCUCCCCCUUCCCGCCCUUCACGCCCCUCGCCGCCAGUAUAAAUGCCCUGCCGACCACCACCACCUCACACUUCCCCGCCUCCUGCAGCAUAGCAAAGAUGGGUCUUGCUCGGCUCUGCGUCGCUCUCCUCCUCGUCGCCGUCUCCGUUAACGGCGGCGGCCACGGUGGCGGACAUGGUGGCGGCAUUGGCGGUGGUUACGGCGGUGGCGGCUUCGGCGGCGGCCACGGCGGAUUUGGCGGCGGUCACGGUGGUGGCAUUGGCGGCGGGUACGGUGGCAGCUCAGUCAUCAUCGGUGGCGGCAAGGGCGGCUUCGGCGGCGGCUGGCGGCGGCGGCCAUGGCGGCGGCUUCGGUGGUGGCCAUGGAGGCGGCAUUGGCGGCGGAUAUGGCGGCGGUAACUUCGGUGGCGGCAAGGGUGGCUUCGGUGGCGGCCAUGGAGGCGGUAUUGGCGGUGGAUUCGGCGGCGGCAAGGGAGGUUUCGGCGGUGGCCAUGGCGGCGGCAUUGGCGGCGGUCACGGCGGCAUCAGCUAUGGCAAGUAAGGAGAUAAGAGCGAUUCGAUUCCGUAUCCCUUUCCCUUCAUCCCCCAAUUCCCCUCCACGAUCCUUCCUACGACCCUCAAGAUCUUUACGAGCUUCUCCCAAUUAAGAAGUAAACCCGUCCGAGCUUUCAAUAUUUUUAAAACAGAAGUAUUAUAAGGUUUAAGAAUUUAUAUUUUCGUAUCAACAUAAAAAAAAAGGAAAAAAUAUCAGAAAUCUGUGUUGUAUUUGACUAAUUUUGUGUGUCAUGCAUUGUAAAUUAUUCUUGAGUCUUGUCUCGCCUGCCAUGACUCGAAUAAACCAAGAGAAAUGAACAUUA
Molecule: messenger RNA, 904 nt
Organism: Portunus trituberculatus (swimming crab)
Lineage: Eukaryota; Metazoa; Arthropoda; Malacostraca; Decapoda; Portunidae
Product: glycine-rich cell wall structural protein-like
Exons: 4
Coding region: 223-588 (121 amino acids)
Source: RefSeq, a predicted model, not a curated record